Molecule: messenger RNA, 698 nt
Organism: Babjeviella inositovora NRRL Y-12698
Lineage: Eukaryota; Fungi; Ascomycota; Pichiomycetes; Serinales
Product: coatomer subunit zeta
Exons: 1
Coding region: 15-593 (192 amino acids)
Biological process (GO): retrograde vesicle-mediated transport, Golgi to endoplasmic reticulum; intra-Golgi vesicle-mediated transport; intracellular protein transport
Cellular component (GO): COPI vesicle coat
Source: RefSeq, a predicted model, not a curated record
AACCCAUUGCUCCCAUGUCCUUGAAUACCUCUCUCUACACUGUCAAGGCGGUUGUCAUACUAGACAACGAGGCCAAAAGACUCUAUGCCAAGUACUUUAAACCCCCACACAGCGCCGAGGAUGCCACCGCAUCGCCGUUCCAGACCCUCAAGUCGCAACAGAGCUUCGAGACGGCGUUAUUCAAGAAAACACACAAGAUCAACUCCGACAUCAUAUUGUUUGACAACCACAUUGUGCUCUACAAGGAGUUUGCGGACGUGGUUAUAUAUUUGGUGGGUGACUUGAACGAGAACGAGGUUCUUUUGAUGAGUUGCUUCAGCGGGCUUGUGGAGGCCUUCAACAUCUUGUUGAAGAACGCAUUAGACAAAAAGUCCAUCACCGAGAACUACGAUAUGGUUGUGUUGGCGAUCGACGAGACUAUCGACGAUGGCAUCAUCUUGGAAACAGAUUCAGCCGUCAUCGCCUCCAGAGUCACUGGCCCACCAUCGGCCGAUGCCAUUAAUUUGGCCAAGAUUGACUUGAGUGAGAAGGGCUUGUUUUCUGCCUUUAACUUUGCCAGGGCCAAGAUCGGCGAGAGAUUGCAACAAUUGUAGUUUUUUUCUUGUAAUCUUUCCUUGUAAUUGUUUCAUGUCAUUGUUUCAUGUCAUUGUUUUUAAUAUACAGCUACGUCUAUCUAGCGUAAAAGUGGUAAAAUCAGA